AGUCUUUGCAUUGUUUGAGGAAUUAUCCAGUAUAUUUUCAGAAGAAAACAAUCAAAUGGCCCACCGUGAGCUGCUCAACAAGGAAGGAACAGCCAAAUAUGCAGCUACCGACACUUGGGGGAGGAACUGGAAGCGGCGGACAGGGCAUUCUCACAAAAGGAAGGCAAAGUCUGUGGAUGGGAUCACAGUCCAGGGGACAGUGCCAUACUUGGGAACCUUCCUCACUGACCUCACCAUGAUCGAUACAGCCACGCCUGACCUGUCUGAGGACGGACUCAUCAACUUUGAGAAAAGACGAAAAGAGUUCGAAGUGCUGGCACAGAUCCGACUCUACCAAUCAGCGGCACAUAUAUAUAACCUGCAGCCAAACGAGAGGUUUAUGGUCUGGUUUAGUGGAGUUCGAGUUUAUAAUGACAACGAAAGUUAUGAAUUAUCUUGUGCCAUAGAACCUGCAGACUCUCCAGCUCAUGGGAAACUGAAGAAAAAAGCAAGUGCCCUAUCAUGUGUGAGUGGGCUAAUGAGGACACCAAGCAUGGGCUCUAACUCUUCACUAAAUCAGGACUCCAGAUCCUCUGACAGCAGCAGUCUGGCUGAUUCUCUGUCUCUCUUAUCUACGUCUCAGAUCUCCACGGAUUCUCAACUGAAAUCUCCUCUCUUGUCUCCCGGUGAUAUCACAGAGUUUAAAUCUCCUGAUGCCUGUGUUAUUAAAGUCAAACUUGACACAGGGACCGAGGAGGAUACUAGUCUCUACAAGUCCAUCAUGCUUGGCAAUGGAGACCAUACGGGUGUUGUUAUCAAGAAAGUGUUGGAGAAAUACAAUCUUGAAGCUGACAAUCCAACUGACUACAGCAUAUACCAAGUCCUGCCAGAUGGGGAUCUACACAUCCCCGAUAAAGCCAAUGUGUUCUAUGCCAUAAAUAACAAUGUCAAGGAACUGAGAUUUAUGGUUUGCAGAAAAAGCCUAGUUCCUGCUCAUAUGACCAUGCCUUACAGAGGUAAACGGACUUCCAAUAAGAACAAAAUGAAGAAGAAAAACUCCUUAUAGCUGAGAGUUCUUAUUGUUUCUCCCAGCACAGUUGUAAUUUUUUACUGAGGAAUGUUAUAAAUUUUGAACAGAAAACUGGCUUCCAAAGUAAUGUGCAGCUCAGAAUGAAGGAAAUGGCUUCCCGUAAGAAUGAAGAAGAUGAAAAACUCCUUAUAACCAUGGAUACUUAUUGCUUCUUCAAGCAGUUUCAACUGGAAAUUGAUCGAAAUUUUGAUUUGCAGCCUUGAAUUCCAGAGAGAAAUGCAGAUUUGUUUUUACUCAUAGUGAAGUGAGAUUUUAAUUAAAAUUCUGCACAUUGUAAUAUGAUUGUACUUAAAUGCAACAAAACUUCCAUAAAGAACAAAAAAUUAAAAAAUAAAUUUCAACUAAAUAUGUUCAAGUAACAGUUAUACUAGGUGCUGUCAUUUAUAUUUCCUCCAUCAGUGGUAAUCAUUAUAUUUUUAUCAGCAUUGGUUUGACUGUCAGUGGGCAAGAUAUCUAAAUCUUCAGAAAUAUGUUUUCAGGAUUGACGUUUUGCCUUGUAUUUGAAAAGGAACUUUUGAUUACCCUUUCGGCAGAUUCCUAUGCUCUUGGAGUGUCCUUAAGUUGUGACUCGCAUGAUUUGUUAUGGCAAGUCAAACAACCUUCUAUAUUGAAAAUUAAGAGAAUUAAGUGGAAAUUUAUCACAGCCAAGGGAGACUCAAGGCAUCAAUGGUUGAUUCAAUGAUACUGUAUUUAUACUGCCAUCAAUUAUUCAGAGUCAUAUCAUUAUGAAUACAAUGAUUUAUACACUACUUUAAAAUAUUUAUAUUGCUUUGUGGUUAUGUGACAUUCAUUUGAUAAGAUGUGGACAUAUUUGAUGAUACUGGCCAAGUAAAUGAACUUUAGAAAACUUAAUAUCUCAUGGUGCUUUUUACAGAUUUGAAAUAAUGUGUUUGUACUAAGCGAAAUGUUGCAGCAAUCCUAUGAGUUACACCAUAUAAUUAAAAUAACAUGACAGUAAAUUCAACUGUAAUAUGGCUUGAUUACUAGGAUUUUUAUGUUGAAAGUUUCCUAGACAGCAUUAUAUAUAGAAGUGUUCUUGAAAUCAUUCAAUUCAAACAAAAGGCAGUGAAUUUUUAAAUGCAUUUUUCAAGUGUGUGGUCUAUCAUAUCAUGUAUAGUAUUUGCCACUGUUAAAUGUAAUACUGCAAUAAUACAUAAAGCACUAUUUUAUUCUCAUAAUUUUUGAGUCUUCAUUUGUAUAGAAUAAUGUAGAACUCAAUUUCAAUCAUGGGCAGCUGCAUAAUAUUUAAUGUUGUCAAUUAAAAAGUGAGAGUAAUUGUCAGUUAAUCAUGCUUAAAGAUUACAUAUUGAUGUAUUUUGAACAAAUACAAGUCAAAUUAAGAUACUUGAUAGGAAUUUUACUACAGGCCAAAUCGUACUGAGAUCUAGCUAUGUAGAUAAUUCUUACACAACAUUACAAGUUACUUGUUUUUGUAAUGUCAUUGUUGGCAAAGGGUAAAGUUGGAUGCGAAUGACCUGUCAGAUAGAUCUGAAGUUAUUUCUAGUCCAGAAAUAUUUCACAGAGAUAGAUGUACAUUAAUAGAUGGUUGUGAAUUGUUUGUAUACAAAUGUGGUAAUGUUUAGAACUAGAUUACCAGGUAUAGGUCAAGGCCAGGUUAGGGUCAAGGUCAUAGUAAGAUGAUGUCAAAUAUU
Messenger RNA from Lingula anatina, 2721 nucleotides. Its product is annotated as ral guanine nucleotide dissociation stimulator-like 1. Gene Ontology annotation, molecular function: guanyl-nucleotide exchange factor activity. Gene Ontology annotation, biological process: Ras protein signal transduction. The record is from RefSeq and is a predicted model, not a curated record. Gene Ontology annotation, cellular component: plasma membrane. Lineage: Eukaryota; Metazoa; Brachiopoda; Lingulata; Lingulida; Lingulidae.